AUGCCACCAAAGAAAGAUGCAUUUGCAGAUUUAUUCCAAUCAGCAAGUGCAAACAAUAAUGUAAAUUCACGGCUAAACAAAUUAUCAUUAUCAGAACGUCAAAAAUUACAACAACAACCAUUAAAUCAAUCCAAUUCUAUUAAUUCAUCUUGGUCUAAUUUAAAUAUCUUAUCUCCACAAUCUAGUUCUCAUUCUUCACAAAUUCCAAGUAGAGUUUCAACUCCAAAGGCGCAAGGCGUAAACAACUUCAAUCAUUAUAGCAUAAAUUCAACCACAUCAAAUAUAGAUGAUGAUCCUUUUGCAAUCUUUAAUAAACCUGAACCGCAAGUGCAAUCACGUCCACAAUCACAAUCACCAACCAUAAGUCUAAAUGGCAACAGCAACCAUACUCAACAUUCAAAUCAACAAUCAUUGCUAGAUGAUGAUGAUUUUAUAGAUAUUUAUCCAGAACAAAAACAAUCAAUUGCAUCAAAGUCAUCAACUUCACAUCCAAUAGCACCUCCAAAACCAAUCAGACCAACUGUAAAUAGAAACAACUCAAACAACUCGCAUAUUUCAAAUAAUUCAUUCAAAUCCACAAAAAAAGAUCAAGUACUUGCAGAAUUAAUAGAUAUCGGAUUUUCCAUAGAGGAUUCAAAUGAAGCUAUUUCUCAGCUAGGUCCAAAUUUACAGGAUUGUGUUAAUUAUAUAAUGAAUAAAAAUUCUGGAUCAUCUACUUCAUCUAGAUCAUCAUCAAGAACUACAACUAGAGAUAAUAGUCAUCAACAAACUUCUACUACUUAUUAUGAAGAAGAUGAUUCUAUAUUAGGUAUAAGACCAGAUAAAAUAAAUUUUAAUGAAAUUGGAAAUGAUUUAUUUAAAAAAGCUAAUUCAUUUUACAAUUUCUCUAAAAAGAAAGUCAUUGAAAAUUUAGAAAAUUUUAAUAAUAACGGUAAUAAUAAUAGUGACAAUUUACCUCAAUGGAUGAAAAAUCAAAACAAGUAUAAAUCACAAGCACAUGAAAAAACAUUUGGUGGUGAAGAUUAUGGAUCAGAUGAUGAAAAUAUAAAUCAAGAAGAAAUUAGUAAAUAUAUGAGAUUACAAAGAGAAAAGGAAAAACAAAGAUCAAGAGAAAGAUCAGAAGAAAGAUCAGAGGAAGUAAAACAAAAGGAGAAAGAUUACUUACCUUCAAGACCUCAAAGACCAAUUUCAAGAACUUCUUCGCCAAUACCGCCAAAACAACCUCAAAGACCAUCUAACUCAAGAUCAAGUUCAAAGAAUGGCAAUGUUUCACAAAUAAAACAGGAACCAUCAUCAAAUAUAAGAAACAACGAUAGACAAAGUUCUACGCCAUCAUCAUUGUCAAAAUCAUCUACUCCAUCUACAUCAAUACCAGUGAAAGAAGAAGUUGAAGUAGAUUUGUUAGGAAUAUCAUCAUCAACAAAACCAAACACCACCAACUCAAAUCUUAGAGAUUCAACACCAUUAAAUCAAAUAAUAGAAUCCGAUUAUACUUCAAACAAAGCAAAGGCAUCAGAAUCAUUUAAAAAUGGAGAUUUCGUGACAUCAUUAGAAUUAUACACUAAAUGUCUUGAUGCAUUACCACCAACUCAUGAAUACAGAGUUAUAAUUUUAUCAAAUUUGUCAUUAAUCAAUAAAAAUCUAGGUCAUUUAAAAGAAAGUUUAAUCAAUUGUGAAGAAGCAUUUAAAUUAAUUUCAAUAGAUGAAUGUUCAAAUGAUUCAGUUAAGAUAGACAAUAAACCAGUGAAAUAUUGGUUUACUAAAUUAUUAUCAAUAAAAGCUGAAUCAUUAGAAUUAAUGGAGAAAUUUAAAGACUCUUUGGAAGUGUAUAACAUUUUGAUUCAAAAAUUUAAUAAAAAUGAUAAAAAAAUAAUGGAUGGUAAAAGAAGAGUAGAUAAAAUAGUUAACCCACAAAAUCAUAAACCACCACCAACAACAAAAAAACCAACUACUACAACUACCUCAAAACCAACAGCAACAACGAAAUCAAAAAUUGUCGAAGAAAAAGAAUUAGAUUCACUAGUCAAAGAUUCAAUAAUUGAAAAAAUUAAAAUAUGGCAACAACAAAAAAACAAUGAAUUAAGAAAAAUGUUAAUAAAUUUAAAUGAAAUAUUACCUCACCAAUUAAAUUCUCCAAAAUUAUUAAAUUUAUCAACAAAUGAUGUUAUAAUGCCAAAACAAGUUAAAAUAAAUUAUUUAAAAAUUAUUAAUUUAAUACAUCCAGAUAAAACUCAUUCUAUAUUCAAAGAUGAUUUAAAAUCAAAAUUUUUAUGUAAUGAAAUUUUUAUUAUUUUAAAUGAAAGAUGGGAAAUAUUUAAAAUUGAAGAAAAUCUUUAA
Messenger RNA from Lodderomyces jiufengensis, 2337 nucleotides. It is a transcript of the gene FGR32, whose product is annotated as Fgr32p. The record is from RefSeq and is a predicted model, not a curated record. The transcript has a single exon. Bases 1 to 2337 code for a protein of 778 amino acids. Lineage: Eukaryota; Fungi; Ascomycota; Pichiomycetes; Serinales; Debaryomycetaceae. Gene Ontology annotation, molecular function: protein binding.